GUGGUGCGCUGCCUCCUGGAAGCCGGAGCGGCAAAGGAUCGAGCCGAUCAACACGGUCAUACGCCCCUCUUUAUCGCCGCUGGCAAGGGCUACCUCGAUGUUGUGAAUUGCCUGGUGGCUGCAGAGGCUGACCUGCAUCAAGCGGACCGGAUUGGCCAGUCGCCCCUCUUUAUCGCUGCUGAUGUGGGCCACCUGCAUGUGGUAAGACAUCUGCUCGCGGCCCGAUCCCAGCUGGAGCAAAGCUCCGCCGACGGCACUCCGCCCCUCACGGCAGCGGCACGUCGGGGUCAGCUUUCUGUCGUCCGAUAUUUGCUGGAGAAGAGGGCGGAUGCCAAUGCGACGGACAUGUCUGGCAAGACACCGCUGUUCUAUGCGGAUGACUGCGCUGUCGCCAAAAGCUUCUAG
Messenger RNA from Symbiodinium necroappetens, 405 nucleotides. The record is from the annotation of a GenBank genome assembly. Lineage: Eukaryota; Dinophyceae; Suessiales; Symbiodiniaceae.